AGCGCGGGCAGAGCUUGGGCCCGGCGGCAGCACUCGCGGAGCGGCGGUGGCGGCAGCACUCGCGGAGCGGCGGUGGCGGCAGCGGGCAGCAGGCAUGACCAUGGCAGCGGCGGCGGUGGCCCGCGGGGCCGGAGCGAGGGCGGCGGCGGCUCUCCGGGGCGGCUGCGGAACCGCGGCCCGAGGGAGGCCGUGUGCGGGCCCCGCUCGGCCCUUGUGCACCGCACCCGGGACCGCCCCGGACAUGAAGGGCUACCUGUGGGAGCGCUACCGGGAGGCGAAGAGAAGCACAGACGAAUUGGUUCCUUCCAUUAUGAGCAACUUGUUGAAUCCAGAUGCCAUUUUCUCAAACAAUGAAAUGAGCCUGUCGGACAUCGAAAUCUAUGGCUUCGAUUAUGAUUACACCUUGGUGUUCUAUUCAAAGCACCUCCACACGCUGAUAUUUAAUGCUGCGCGGGACCUUCUCAUCAAUGAACACCGGUAUCCAGCAGAAAUCCGGAAGUAUGAGUACGACCCAAAUUUUGCAAUCCGUGGACUUCAUUAUGAUGUGCAGCGGGCAGUAUUAAUGAAGAUUGAUGCUUUUCAUUACAUCCAGCUGGGAACUGUCUACAGAGGCCUCAGUGUUGUCCCUGAUGAAGAAGUCAUUGAAAUGUACGAGGGGUCCCACGUGCCCUUGGAGCAGAUGAGCGACUUUUACGGAAAGAGCUCUCAUGGAAACACGAUGAAGCAGUUCAUGGACAUCUUCUCCCUGCCCGAGAUGACCCUUCUGUCCUGUGUGAAUGAAUACUUCCUCAAGAACAACAUUGAUUACGAGCCUGUGCAUCUGUACAAAGAUGUCAAGGAUUCAAUUCGAGAUGUCCACAUCAAAGGAAUAAUGUACAGAGCAAUUGAAGCAGACAUUGAAAAGUACAUCUGCUAUGCUGAGCAGACCCGCGCAGUGUUGGCCAAACUGGCUGAUCAUGGCAAGAAGAUGUUUCUCAUCACCAAUAGCCCCAGUAGCUUUGUGGACAAAGGGAUGAGGUAUAUCGUUGGGAAAGACUGGAGGGACCUGUUCGAUGUGGUCAUUGUUCAGGCUGAGAAGCCAAACUUCUUUAAUGACAAACGGAGGCCUUUCCGAAAGAUGAAUGAGAAAGGUGUCUUACUCUGGGAUAAAAUUCACAAGUUGCAGAAAGGCCAGAUUUAUAAGCAGGGUAAUUUAUAUGAGUUUUUGAAGCUUACUGGAUGGAGAGGAUCCAGAGUGUUGUAUUUUGGUGACCAUAUAUACAGUGACUUGGCGGAUUUGACCCUGAAGCACGGCUGGAGGACUGGUGCAAUCAUCCCAGAGUUGAGAUCUGAGCUCAGAAUCAUGAACACGGAGCAGUACAUUCAAACCGUGGCCUGGCUGCAGACCUUGACUGGGUUAUUGGAACAGAUGCAGGUUCACAGAGAUGCUGAGUCACAGCUGGUUUUGCAGGAGUGGAAAAAGGAAAGGAAGGAGAUGAGAGAAAUGACCAAGAGCUUCUUCAACGCCCAGUUUGGAAGCCUGUUCCGCACAGACCAGAACCCAACCUACUUCCUGAGGCGCCUGUCGCGCUUCGCUGACAUCUACAUGGCGUCCCUGAGCUGCCUUCUGAACUAUGACGUCAGCCACACUUUCUACCCUCGGAGGACUCCACUGCAGCACGAACUGCCCGCCAGGUCGGAAAGGCCCCCCACCUUCGGAGCCCCUCUCCUGCAGGAGGCCCAGGCCAAGUAGCUGAGGGCCCCCUGGGGCAAAAGCCAGAAACUGACGGCCCCUGAUUGGCAGGCAUGACGGGGUUGAUGCCAUGUGAGUCUGAGUGUUGCUUUUGGAAAAGAUACAGAUAUGCCUUUUGAUAUUUAUUUUGUACCUUAUGGAGAAUAAUUCUCCCAAUGGUUAAGAUGGGAGCUAGCUGCCGACCCCUCUGGCCUUCCCCGCCAUGCAGGGCUGAAAAGCAAGCUUCACAUUGGAACUCUAAUUUCACCUUUUUGUUUACGAAGGUCAUGAAACUGACGUCAGGUUUUCUGGGAUGGGCGAGACCACUGGAUGCCAUCUCUGCAUUCCAGCAGGUCAAGCUUGAAAUGCUUCUUGACUCCUCCAUGGAACAUUUCUUGAACAUGUAUGGGCAGUGUACUGGGGGCUGCAGGGGCACAGUGACGGGCAAAGAUUAGCUGCUUCCAGAAGGCUGAUUUAGUGGGCUCCACAAUGGCAAAAUGCUGCCGUGAGUUGCAGAGAGGCCCCCCACCUCCAGUGGUGGCCAGUUUCCAAAUCAUUGGAUACUAAGGCUUUGACAUUCUGGUACCUCUCAUCAAAGAGAAUACACCCUCCCUGGAAGGACUUACAUGAGAAAGAACAAGAGAACUUGCAGCUCCUGGACCUUCUAGUCCUCAGUAUAUGGUUCCUGUGUCCUUCCCAGUAGGGAGGUGGGCAGGAGAGAGGAGAUGAGAGCUCUGGUCAAAAUCGCCUUCUAGCUAGCGGAACAGCCUUCUGGAGAACAAGAUUGCAAGAAAUGAGUGGGUCUGAAGAACCAAAACAUUUGUGGUAGGUCUCCCAGGAGCAUGUAAAACCUGGACACACCACCAGGUUGGUUUCAUGUGUUCAUGGAAAGA
Molecule: messenger RNA, 2604 nt
Organism: Cebus imitator (Panamanian white-faced capuchin)
Lineage: Eukaryota; Metazoa; Chordata; Mammalia; Primates; Cebidae
Gene: NT5DC3
Product: 5'-nucleotidase domain containing 3
Exons: 14
Coding region: 95-1732 (545 amino acids)
Molecular function (GO): 5'-nucleotidase activity
Source: RefSeq, a predicted model, not a curated record